AUGGCUAAACAUUACUUAACACCGGCAACAGUAAUAGAAUCGGAUUCUGAUGACUCUUUGGAUGAUGACAGUAUAGAGAACGACGAGUAUGAACCUCCCAGAUCGUAUGUGAAAGUGACGGGGAUGAAGAAGGUUAAGGAACUCAGUGAUCAUCAUUUGAAGAAGAAUCCGAAUCAACAGCUAUGGUUGCUCAAGAUUCCUAAAGAGAUAGAGGUGUCCAAAAUUAGCAGUAUACCGAUCAACAGCAUAGGAGAGCCUGAAUUGUUUGAAGUGGAGGGGAAACAAUACAAAAUAGGAGAGGAUCUCACCUCGAUCAACGCUAAUAAUGAAAAGGACCAGAAGUAUACUCUCUUACAAGUGGCUGGCAGCUCAAGCUAUAAAGUUCAAUCGGAUAUUAAGAUCUCGAGGUUUUUCAACGUUUCGCAAAGCGUGACAUUUCCUGAAGUCAAUUGGAGUAAAGUGACUACUCCUAAAGAGCGGGUUAUGCCUGUUGAAGGACUCAGAAUGAGACAUUUCCCUACAGGAUACUACAUUCGAGACUACAAUGAGGCUAAAGAACCAUUAAUUCCUGAGAAGAAGAGAACGGCGGAAGAAGUUGUUGUUACAGAGGAAGAGGAGCCUACGAGGAAGCACCAUAAGCAUAAGACGGAGAAGAAGAAGAAGAAGCAUCAUCAUAAGCAUUAA
This is a messenger RNA of Brettanomyces nanus, 684 nucleotides long. RefSeq lists its product as uncharacterized. Gene Ontology annotation, biological process: transcription by RNA polymerase I. Lineage: Eukaryota; Fungi; Ascomycota; Pichiomycetes; Pichiales; Pichiaceae. The record is from RefSeq and is a predicted model, not a curated record. The transcript has a single exon. Bases 1 to 684 code for a protein of 227 amino acids.